Physcomitrium patens is the source of this 2236-nucleotide messenger RNA. Its product is annotated as agamous-like MADS-box protein AGL61. The record is from RefSeq and is a predicted model, not a curated record. Gene Ontology annotation, molecular function: protein dimerization activity; RNA polymerase II cis-regulatory region sequence-specific DNA binding; DNA-binding transcription factor activity, RNA polymerase II-specific. Gene Ontology annotation, biological process: positive regulation of transcription by RNA polymerase II. NCBI's taxonomy places the organism in Eukaryota, Viridiplantae, Streptophyta, Bryopsida, Funariales, Funariaceae.
CCUGAGAGAGCGAGAGUUGGUUCUCGUUCUGCAGGAUCCGAGGACCAUCUCCGCUUUGUCAUGGAACUGCGACUUUUACGUGACACGCCCAUCACCCCAGGGCGGAAAAGCAUCUCCCAGUCGUGCUGAUGCAUUGUCCACUGCUGACCCGGAGGCAUUUUCUAGUCUACGGCGUGGUGAUUGAUAUCCAGAGUAUGGCAGUGCUGGAUCCUGCAUGGGCUUGCCGCGAAAUGCUCCCAGUUGCUAUUGAAUUCACAAUCGGUAGUAGAUUUCCGAGGCUGCGUUGGCAGCCAGGCUUCACCGUUCGGAACGUUUCGAGGUGUCCCCACUGAGGCGCUGGUGCACGCCUUGUCACGAGUGAGAGAGCCACUGCCAGUUCGGAGAUAUUACUUUAGAGGCCUUGUAGCUAUUGGACCGCUUUCGAAUUCCGAGCAAGCGUUUUAUGACGUGGUUUGGAAUUCGGAAGUGGGAGUUUUGGUCAGGGAGACCGCUUAUUGAGGCGGUGUCUGCUCCCCCUGGUGUUGGUUUAUUAGGACAUGCGAGCCCAUCGCCGUGGUUAAUAUUUCUGUUGUUCGGACUGGCUCUUAACUUGAAUGAUCACAUGCUUGCUGUCUGAGGCGCAGUUUGCGUGGUCAAUCAAGUCGUCGCAGAGAAAGUCAGUAAGCACACAGUUGUUGAGUUUGUCUUGUUCGCUUCAUUUGCGCUCCGACUAUUCUUUGUUGCUUUCCGUCAAGUCUUGUACAUUUUAGGUUCUGUAGCACUAAGAACGAGAAGUCUAGACCCGAGACUCUCCGUCUCUGCAAACAUCGCUGCAGUUGGCAAAAUUGCACAUGAAUGCGAGACCAUCGAAAGAGAUAAUCCGUACGAACAGGAAACUCUGCUCGGUUCGUACUCCAUUUUUCCACAACCCUGUGACGUUCGGUGAAUUUGAGUUGACUAGACUAUCUUGAGGAGAUCAGAGAGUGAGAUUCGUGAACAUGGGUCGUGCCAAGAUUGAGAUAAAAAAAAUAGAAAAUUCCAGCGCCCGUCAGGUUUGUUUCUCUAAGCGAAGAGGCGGACUCAUCAAGAAAGCUAGCGAGCUCUCAAUUCUUUGCGGCUCUGAGGUAGGCGUGAUUGUCUUCUCGCAGGCGGGGAAAGCCUUCUCAUUCGGCCACCCCUCGAUAGACUACGUUAUUGACAAGACCUUGUCCGGGGAGCUUUCUGACUCCGACAGCGGGACAGCAGUCACUGAUGUUGCGAGCCAGAAGGUGCAGCAAGUCCAAGCGCUCCAGCAUCAACAGAAGCUGCUCACGAAGCUCCUGGCCUCAGAACGGGAGCUGCAGCAUCGGCUGCUAUCCUACCCAUUUUGGUGGCAGAAGCCACUGACGAAUUACAGUCCACAAGAGCUUCAGCACCAGGGGCAGCGUCUGGAUGGGAUUUACGAGAUGCUCAUGAACCGCGCCGCGGCUUUGCAGCAAGACAUGACGGUCGGCACGCCCGUCCAUUCUACACAGAAUAGACGAACCAACACGGAGUCAGGGGACUCGUCGGCAAUCAUGGAGGCAUGUGCAACGCCGAACAUGGCUGAAAUGCACGCGCCGGAGCAGGAGCACGAGACGCCGAUAGACACGCAGGAUUUCCCAAUUAUGACAAACUUGGCAGCAUUGUCGGGGCAAGCAGUUGGGGAUUCUUACGACAGAGAGGUAUCUGAGUUCGUCGAGGGUUGUCUCCCAGAUGGUCCUCUGGCUGCGGCAGACCAUGGCCAGUAUGUUGACAUGAACUCGGCGUCGCCAAGCUGGGAAAAUUUGACGCAACUGUCACGCUCGUUUGACAUGGCACCAGUGCCGAAGCAAGAUAUGGAGACCGCGAAACUAGAGUUGCCUGGGUAAUCUUUCUGCCGAAGUUGAUUCUUGCAAGCUAUUUCGGAAAAUUGCGUCCGCAAUUAGCUUGUUUGAGGAAUGAACCAGAUAUGCCACAUUUAGUACCUUAGCAGCGCUAUGGGAGGAGAAACUCUUGUCGUACGUGCAAUUGAAUAUCACGGCAUGCUGGAGACCGCCAAUGACUUUUGGAGUGGUGACCGAGUACAGGAGUUUUUAUUUAUUUAUUAUUGUAGAAUUUUUGUAUUUAUUCGCAAAACGAGUGGCCGGAAUCACAAUCACAUCGGUGGAAUAUGUGAGCUGUGGCAUGUUUGUGAUAUGUUGAGUAAAAUUCCCAAGUAGAUUUCAGUUGAGUUUGACUGGUAUUUACAUUUUUGUUA